Messenger RNA from Caenorhabditis remanei, 1503 nucleotides. RefSeq lists its product as uncharacterized. Gene Ontology annotation, biological process: potassium ion transmembrane transport; stabilization of membrane potential. The record is from RefSeq and is a predicted model, not a curated record. Gene Ontology annotation, cellular component: membrane. NCBI's taxonomy places the organism in Eukaryota, Metazoa, Nematoda, Chromadorea, Rhabditida, Rhabditidae. The transcript is spliced from 8 exons. Bases 1 to 1503 code for a protein of 500 amino acids. Gene Ontology annotation, molecular function: potassium ion leak channel activity.
AUGUCCGAUGAAGAAAAUUCAUCAAGCACCGAGUUACCGGUGCAAAAUAAGCUGAAAAAGAUGCUGAAAAUGGCUCUUCCCCAUGUUGGGCUCGCCGUCUUCCUAUUUUUGUAUCUACUUCUCGGCGCCUACGCAUUCUAUUAUCAGGAAUAUGAUGCUGAUAAGAAAAUACAAAUGACAAAAUUGAAUUUGAUUCGACAGAGAUAUAAAAAGAUUGAAAACGAAGUGAAAGCGCUGAUUGGUGAUGAGAAAAAGUAUGAGGAGUACAAGCCGAAACUAUUGAAACAUUUAUCUGGUUUGUCAACUUAUCACGAGGGCCGGGAGUUCAAAUCAACAGUUUCUGGGAUCAAUGACGACGCACUACCUCCAAGAUGGACAAAGAGAAGCUCAAUUCUCUAUGCUCUCAGUAUUUUGACAACAACUGGAUAUGCAUACGCUGUUCCUGUCACUCCUAUCGGCCAGUGUUUUGCAAUAAUUUAUGGAUUAGUUGGUAUUCCAUUGAUGGUUUUGGCAGCUGUGGAUUUCGGAAGGUUUCUGUCUCAUAUUGUGUUGGAGAUCUAUUCGAAGUAUCUCGACCUUGUGCACAAAAUAAAAAUAAUGAAAACAGUGAUAAUGGAACGACAUCGUGCACGAGACGAGAAGCGACGACUCCACGCAUUCAAACGACUCGUCCAGGAUACUGGGUCGAUGUCUGAAUGUACAACACAAAAAGAUGUUCAAUUAGAAGAAGAACAGACGACUGAUUCGGAUGAAAUGCCUGAGAAGAGACUUCCUCUUGUCAUAAAUGCAUCGAUUCUUCUAAUUUUCUGUAUGCUCGGAGGUGUUUUAUACAUUGCUGCUGGAGGCAGAGCCACGUUCAUCGAAUCGUUUUUUCUUACAUUCAAUUUAGUGGCGAAUCUGACGAUGAGUGAGAUGCCGAAUGAGUUGAAUCAUAUUCUCACCAUUAUUUAUAUCUUCGUUUUCGUUACUUGUGGUGUUGCAGUGCUCUCAAUGAGUGCUGAACUCGCUGCCCUCGAGCUAAAAGAGCUUUUCAUGAAAAUCCAUUAUUUCGGACGACGAAUUAAUUUUAAAAGAAGACAACCGAAGAAGGAACAAAUGGAUGUUCAAGUGAAAGAACUUCUUAAAAUUAUUGAGGAAAUACGGAAGAGAUAUCCGGAAAAAGAGAAGAUUACUACGAUGGAUAUUUUGGAGUACAUGCAUGAAAAUACAGUAAAUGAUAAGUUGAAUGAGAGAAGAGACACCAUCGCAUUCAUGCCUCAAACUAUGGAAGUCAUCAAGUUCGCAGAUGAACAAGAUCUGGAAGAGAGAAGUUUCUCUCGUCAUGAAGAUGUUGCAUCCCUUGGAGGAAAGGCUUCGACAAAACUCGCAUCUGUUGUCGACGUGAUGAGUUUCUCACCAGAAGAGAAUAUGGAGAAGAGGUUCAAAAAGGAGAUCCGAAAGUACACGACUGAAAUUAAAUAUGUCAACAAGAGAGGGCAGAUCACGAAUAAGGCCGAAAUUUAA